Messenger RNA from Caenorhabditis sp. 36 PRJEB53466, 2705 nucleotides. NCBI's taxonomy places the organism in Eukaryota, Metazoa, Nematoda, Chromadorea, Rhabditida, Rhabditidae. The record is from the annotation of a GenBank genome assembly.
AUGUCGUCGAAAAGUGCAAUUUCAAAAAAGAGGUGAGUGAAAUGUUCGUGUUAACAAUGGGAAACCAUUAUUUUUAAGUUCUUCAAAACGGAAGAGGGAAGAUGAUGACGGGGACGUUUCAAUGACCGGAGACGACGAGGAUAGCCGUGGAGCAUCCGCCGUAAAAGUCGAGAUUCCGAAAGGUAAGAAGAAAAUUCAAAAGAAUUGAGAGAAUGGCAUUUGUCCUUCUGAAUAUCGAUUUUUGGUAUACUGUAUAAACGCCACUAGCUAUUGCUAGGCGUUAAAUAUUUUCCAACGUGUUAAUUUUAGGAAAAGAAAAAGAGCCGGAAUUCGCAGCACCGAAAGGGCAAAAGCUGACCGAUUUGGACGAGGAAGGACUGCAAGGCAAGGAGCACGAGGGAAACGUGAUCGAGCAAACUCACUACAUCGUCGUUCCCUCCUAUGCGGCGUGGUUUGAUUACAAUUCGAUCCAUCAAAUAGAGAAGCGCGCCCUACCGGAGUUCUUCAAUGGCAAAAACAAGAGUAAAACCCCUGACGUGUACGUCGCGUACCGUAACUUCAUGAUCGACACUUACCGCUUGAAUCCGUUCGAGUACGUUUCGGCCACCGCUUGCCGUCGCAAUCUCGCCGGAGAUGUCUGCUCCAUCGUGCGUCUCCACUCGUUCCUCGAGCAAUGGGGACUUCUCAACUAUCAAGUUGACAGCGAUACGAAACCGGCUCCUGUUGCCCCGCCACCGACCUCUCACUUCAUGGUCCUCGCCGAUACGCCGACUGGAAUCCAGCCGAUGAAUCCUCCGCAACCUUCUAAAGAUAGCGGAGAGGCUGGCGCCGUGGACGUCAAGGUGGAUCUCGACUCUUUGGGCAAUCCUGGACUCAAAACGGAUCAGUAUCAGAAACAAGCCCUUGCAAUGAGAGUACGUGAAUGGAUUUGUAUUAUUCCUCAAAUAUUUUUGUUUUCAGACAAAGGGAGCCAAUCCAGGACGUGACUGGACCGAUCAGGAGACGUGUCUUCUUUUGGAAGCGUUGGAAAUGUUCAAAGACGACUGGAAUAAGGUAUUCAACGCAAAUGAGUUAUAGUUUGACAAGCAUGUUUUCCAGGUCUGCGAUCAUGUCGGUACUCGUACCCAGCAAGAAUGUGUCCUCAAGUUCUUGCAACUUCCUAUUCAAGAUCCUUACCUCACUGAGGAUUCUAAAGGACCGGGAGACGGAGGAGCUAAGGAGGUGCUCGGCCCGCUGGCUUUUCAGCCAGUCCCCUUCUCUCAAACAGGAAACCCUGUCAUGUCAACGGUGGCGUUCCUCGCGUCGGUUGUCGAUCCGCAGAUAGCGGCCGCCGCAACGAAAGCUGCGAUGGAAGAGUUCUCAAAAAUGAAGGAGGAAAUUCCGCCGCUUGUGUCCGAGGCUCACGAAAAGAACGUGGCAGCGAUGGCCGAGAAAACUGGAACAGUUGACGGCAGCAUAGGACUGCUCAAGUGUGGCAUCGCCCCACAAGACCAACAGGAAAGCGAGGAGAAAAUGGACACGGCCGAGAAGCAAGAGGAAGGUGAGAGCAGCUCAUCUGGAAUCCCAACGACCGCGCAAGCGAAGAGCGACAUCGACAAGGGGGUACAGGCCGCCGCCGCGUCGUGUCUAGCCGCUGCCGCCGUCAAGGCCAAGCAUUUGGCUCAGAUCGAAGAACGCCGCAUCAAGUCUCUCGUCGCGCAAUUGGUCGAGACUCAGAUGAAGAAACUGGAGAUGAAGCUCCGACACUUUGAUGAAUUGGAACAGAUUAUGGACAAAGAGCGCGAGUCUCUGGAAUAUCAGCGCCAUCAGUUGAUUCUGGAGAGGCAAGCGUUCCACAUGGAUCAGCUGAAAUAUCUCGAGAACCGUGCGAAGCACGAGGCGCACACCAGAAUGACAGCCGCCGGAAAUCUACCAGCUGGGCUUCCACCAGGCUUCGAAGUGACCGGUCCGCCACAGCCGACUCCACAAGUACAAGUGAAUUCUCAAGAAGGAGCCGAGAAGAUGGAUACAACUGAGAACCGUGCGCCGUCCGCUCAGCCGCCGGCAGCUCCCCAGGCUCCUCCAGCGGCUGUUGCUCCGCCACAGCAACAUGCUCCGGCUCCUCAACCGUCUGCGGCUCCACCGGCAGCUCCGCAUCAACCGCCUCCACAGCAACAACAACAACAACCGCCACAGCAGCCACAACAGCCGCCUGUGCAAGGAUAUCCGGGAGGUCCACCACCACAGCAGGGAUAUCCCACGCAGCAACAACAAGGAUACCCAUCUCAGCCGCGUUAUCCACAGGGUCAGCAGGGUGGAUACCCAGGAUACCCACCACAAGGACACCCCGGAUAUCCAGGACAGCCAGGACCGGGAGGUCAGCCAGGAUACUAUGGAGGUCCGCCAGGCAGCCGCAGUACCCCCAACAUCCAGGAUCCGGAUAUCCGCCACAGCAGAGAGGACCGUACCAAGGACAGCAAUACCCAGGACCACCAGGAGGAAGACCGCCAUACGCGUACCCACAACAAGGUAAUUGAAAUCAGACCUUUCUCGAAAACCCUCCAUUUCUUGCAGGACAUCCCUACCCGGGACCACAGCAGUACGGCCAGAUGAUGCCCCAGGGACAGUAUCCGCCACAAGGACCUCCGAUGGGCCCACCGCAUCCGCACGAGGAGACUGGAACGCCGCCGAUGCAUCACGGCCAAGGGGACGUGAAAACCGAAUAA